Trifolium pratense (red clover) is the source of this 1614-nucleotide messenger RNA. RefSeq names its product DNA-directed RNA polymerase I subunit rpa49-like. Gene Ontology annotation, cellular component: RNA polymerase I complex. Gene Ontology annotation, molecular function: DNA binding. Gene Ontology annotation, biological process: RNA polymerase I preinitiation complex assembly; transcription elongation by RNA polymerase I; nucleolar large rRNA transcription by RNA polymerase I. NCBI's taxonomy places the organism in Eukaryota, Viridiplantae, Streptophyta, Magnoliopsida, Fabales, Fabaceae. The record is from RefSeq and is a predicted model, not a curated record.
AAAAAAAAAAAAAACCGACAGUACACAAUCCGUCCAGAGUCAAACUGCAAAACGGCGGUCUUGUAUCCUUCACCAGUCGCCGCCGCCACUGGAACACAGGAAACCACCUCACCAUCUCCUCUUGCCACUCAUGAUGGAAAACUCCGAGCCACAGUCAAAGAAGAAAAUGAAAAACAAAAUGAAAAUCAAUACUGAACCAAUGCCUGAACAGGUUCAAGCUAAAGUUGAAGUUGUCCGUUCCGAUCCAGACAAAAUGCCUCCAUUUGUUGGUUAUUUUCCUUCUGGAUUUGAUCCUGUUAAGCAAACUUUGACUGGUAUCCAAGUUUAUCGAAACAAGCAUAUGGAUAAGAGGCUGAGCAGUGAGCUUGUUGUUUGUCCUGAUGGGUGCUCGGUUGAAUUCGUUGGAACGAGUCAUGCGGGCGAGGCAUCGGCUGGAAACCAAUCAAUGUAUGCGCUUGGUGUCUUUGACAGGGAAGCUCAGACACUUAAAAUUAUGCAUGUUGGUGCUAAUAAGAUAUUCAGAUUGGAACCAAAAGUUAAAGGUUUGGAAUGUAGCAUGCCGCCUCCGACUCCAACUGUGGAAGAGAUGAGUCCGGAUCAGUGGACAGAGAAAAGGCGAAAGACUGAUGCUAUUUUCGGAAGUAUGAGGCAAAUUGUGAUGAAUAAUAAGUGGGAGGAAAUCAGAAUAGAUGAAGAACCUGAAGCUAAAGAGAAUCUGGCUGAGAAAAUGAAAAAUGUUGAAGUAAAAGAAUCUGUUCUCGCAAAUACAGAAGCUCAUGUUACUCGCCAUAUACCACCAUAUAAUGCUUCUGCAACUACACCUCAGGAGGCUUAUGUAUUGGACCAAAUCAUCCUUUCAGAAGAAUGGAAUCAUCUUCAAGACAUUUAUUAUACUUUGCGGAAGGGAGAAGCAGCAGACUUCAGUAUUUAUCCAACUUUUAUCCGCAACAGGAUUGACAGAUUAAAGAAGAUUGAGGACGAGUCUGAAAAGAUGAAGCUUUCUUGCAUACUCUCAUUCAUCAAUCAUCUUGUCAAAUUCAAAGAUCAACACAGCAUGGAUGGUGUUUCUUCUUCAAAGCAACAUAAGAUUCCCAACAUUCUACGUCAUAGAUUUUCGACAAUGUUUGCUGUUUCUGAAUCAAGAAGGAUGCCACCUGAAAAGAUUAAUCUUCUCAUUUCUUAUAUUUUGGUGCUGACACUUUUCUCCGACGAAUUUCAGACUGACUACAGCGAUAUAUCAAAGGAUUUAAGGAUGAAUAAAGGACCGGUGAAACAAAUCUAUGAGCAUUUGGGUUGCAAAAUUUUAAAACAGAGGCCUUUCUAUGCCACACUUCCUAUCCCUCUUACAUUUCCUCAGUUAAGGCAAAAGAAGAGGCUGAAAAAGAAUUGAUCACUUUUUAAGUCUGCUUUUGUUACUAUUAAGCAAAUCAAGUUGUUUGUUAGUCAUUUUGAUGCAGUGAUGUCAAAUUUUGUUAUCAACCUUAGGAGUUGUUAGAUACUUUAGUUUCUUUUUUUUUUUUUUUUUUAAUUUGAUAACACUUGAACUAGGAUAUUCUUCAAAGGUAAAUUGCCCCAUCUAUUUUGCCACUCCUAUAAAUUAUCUUUGAAAGUUUA